This is a messenger RNA of Uranotaenia lowii, 2564 nucleotides long. RefSeq names its product chorion peroxidase-like. The coding region runs from base 297 to 2495 and encodes 732 amino acids. The record is from RefSeq and is a predicted model, not a curated record. Gene Ontology annotation, molecular function: heme binding; peroxidase activity. The transcript has 5 exons. NCBI's taxonomy places the organism in Eukaryota, Metazoa, Arthropoda, Insecta, Diptera, Culicidae. Gene Ontology annotation, biological process: response to oxidative stress.
ACUCACAAUCAGAUUGCAGACAGCUUAUGCAAAAUAACACAGCUUCAAACGAGGGAACACUUUUCAACGUGCAGUCAUCUGCACGCUUUCCAAGUAAAAUUGCUGCCAAGAGAAGGAAAAAAAACACACAAGCUAUGAAGUGAACCCGAGAAGAUCCCAGCUGUUGAAAGUCUCCCCAGUGAAAGAAAGUUUGAACGAUUUGUAAGAUAAGGGCAAGGAUACUCAGAAGAUAAAAAUUAACUUUGGACCGGGUUUGCAUGCAUGACAAAUUCACUUGCCAGCAGGCAAUCUGAAGCAUGAAAUUACAGGCCCAAACCGGAUUCCAAGUGGCAAUUGCCGCCUUUCUUUCGGUCCUUGGAACAACUUCCGGUUCUCCCGGGGCGACAAACGACCUUGACAAUGGCCCGGAAAUUGAUGGUGCCUCCGACGAAUGUCCUCCCGGCAGCUGGUGUGUACCUUCCUUCAGAUGUACCACGUUGGCCGCCGAGGGGCAGAUAAACGUCAAAUGGCUCGCACAUGGCCCGGAACAAACCUAUCGCCGAUGUGCCGGCCAAAAACAAAAUGCGAGACGCGUCUGCUGCCCGGUGCUGGGAAAAUGGCCACCUCCGGCCCACAUCAUCGUCCCCCGGACCCUGGACCCGGAUCAUCAACUGGACGGUGGUGAUCGUAAAACAAACCGCAAGAGAGAGAUCUCUUCGUCGCCGCCGAUGGAUUAUGGCCAGUUCGCAGGGCAAAAUGCUACCGAGAACAACUUGAGCCGCUCGAAGCGCUGCGUCAUCGGAGGAGAGUGUAAGGAGAAGAAGCGCCGCUAUCGACGGUACGAUGGACGCUGCAACAAUGUUGGUCCCGGCGCUAGCCUUUGGGGCUCUGCUGGCUACCCUAUAGAGCGGAUUCUGCCCCCGGCUUACACGGACGGAGUUUGGGCUCCAAGAAUCGUUUCGAUCGGGGGGAUGUAUUUGCCCAGUGUCCGCAGCAUUUCCGCUCAGUUGUUUUCCGACUUGCACGUUCCCCAUAAGAAGUUCAACGUGCUGUUGAUGCAAUUUGGGCAGUUUUUGGUCCAUGACAUUACCAAAAACAAGGUUUACUCAGAGAAAGCUAAAUGCUGCCUCGAUGAUGGAAGCCAUCGCCUUGCUGUACCACACCCGGCUUGCUUUCCGAUUCGAGUUUCUUAUAAGGACCCGUUCUACGGGAAAUUUGGAGUGAAAUGUCUGGAGUUUGUACGUACCGCCAUAGCUUCGAGAAAGGACUGUCCAAUCGGGCAUGGGCGACAAAUUUCUUCGGUAACAAGUUUUAUCGAUGGUUCAGGAAUAUAUGGAAACUCACCCAAAGAAGUUCACGAAUUGAGGACACAUGUUGGAGGUAGACUAAAAUCCAGGAAACAUCGUAGGCAUCACAUUGAAUUGCCACCGGAGGACACCAGUCCCGGAGCAUGUGAUAAGAAAGCGGAAAUGUGCUUCAAAGUUGGUGACGAUCGAGUUAAUCAAAUCAUAUCGCUGGUGGCAGUGCACACACUUUUUCUACGGGAGCACAACCGAAUUGCCGGCAUCUUGGAAGAUUUGAACCCACACUGGAGCGAUGAGGUUCUGUUCCAGGAGGCCCGCCGAAUUGUGGGGGCAGAGUUACAGCACAUUGUCUUUACCGAAUAUCUGCCGAAAAUUGUUGGACCCGAGAUGAUGGAUCAGUAUAAUCUGUACGCUUCCAAAGGUUACAGCGAUUUCUACGAUCCACAUCUGAAUCCGGCCAUCACGAGUGAAUUUGCUGCGGCAGCAUUCCGGUUUGGCCACUCGACCGUUCCCGGACAACUGGAAUUGCCAACGGGAAUCGUUGACACCCACAAAACGUUUUUCGAGCCUACGGACCUCCGGGAACCGGGCUACAUCGACGGGUUGUUCCGUGGCCUCGCACUUCAGCCGAUGCAAAAAGCGGACGACAUGUUUACCCACAGCUUGACCCGGUUCCUGAACCCCAAGGAAGAUCGACCGUAUGGGAAAGAUCUGGUUGCCAUCAACAUUCAACGGGGCCGGGAUCACGCGCUACAACCAUACAACAGCUAUCUGCGGCUCGGGGGUCACAAGGCACCCCGAACCUUCGAAGAUUUUGGCCCGGUCGUUGGCCCACAGCUUUUCAAAUUGUACGCCAAUGCCGAAGACGUGGACCUUUUCGUGGGCGGAGUUUUGGAGCGACCGGUCCCUGGUGGAGUGGUUGGCAAGACAUUUGCCGAAAUUAUUGCGGAUCAGUUUUCCCGGCUCAAGGAAGGCGAUCGGUAUUUCUACAGCAACGGCCCAAAAAUAAAUCCGGGUCAUUUUACCGAACCACAGCUGGAGCAGUUGCAGCGGAUCACCCUGGCUGGAGUUCUGUGUGCCAACUCUGAUCGAGAGAAACAUUUCGAAAUACCCGUUGACGCUUUUAGUUUGCCGCAUCCUGAAAGCAAUCCUUUGGUGUCAUGCAGAUCAGAACUCAUUCCAGAGCUGGGAUUAAAAUGGUGGAAAGAUUGAUUUUUAAAUGUUUUGCAUGUUAUUAUUUUUGUUAUAUUGUUGAAAUAUAAAAUUUAUCUAAUGUAUGAA